AGGGCGCGGAGCCGGCGGGGGAGUUUCGCGCACCGACCCGACUCUACAUUCCUCCAUCAUGUUGUCAUCGUUUCGUAAACUCAAAGUCCAGAAAAUGGAUCCGAGCGGUGUAAAAGUGUUGGAAACGGCAGAAGAUAUCCAAGAAAGGCGUCAACAAGUUUUGGACCGUUACCACAGGUUCAAGGAACUAUCUUCUCUAAGGCGCCAAAAACUUGAAGAUUCCUAUCGAUUCCAGUUUUUCCAGCGUGAUGCAGAUGAGCUUGAAAAAUGGAUCCAAGAGAAACUGCAGAUAGCAUCUGAUGAAAAUUACAAAGACCCAAGCAAUUUACAGGGGAAGCUGCAGAAGCACCAAGCCUUUGAAGCUGAGGUGCAGGCCAAUUCAGGGGCCAUCAUUAAACUGGAUGAGACUGGAAAUCAGAUGAUUAAUGAAAGCCAUUUUGCAUCUGAAACCAUAAGAUCUUUCACGCCGUACCGGACUGCACAGCGCCCAAUAGUCACGGCUACCCAAGUGGGGUCCCACAUACGAACUCGGCUGCAGGAGCUGCACCGACUAUGGGAAUUACUCUUGGAGAAGAUGAGGGAGAAGGGAGUCAAAUUGUUGCAAGCUCAGAAGCUGGUGCAAUACUUACGGGAAUGUGAAGAUGUCUUGGACUGGAUCAAUGACAAGGAAGCAAUAGUGACCUCAGAAGAACUUGGGCAGGACUUAGAGCAUGUUGAAGUUUUGCAAAAGAAGUUUGAAGAGUUCCAGACAGACCUUGCAGCUCAUGAAGAGAGAGUAAAUGAAGUGAACCAGUUUGCUGGCAAACUUAUCCAGGAACAACACCCUGAAGAGGAACUGAUUAAGUCCAAACAGGAUGAAGUAAAUGCAAGUUGGCAGCGUCUUAAGGGGCUUGCCCUUCAGAGGCAGGGAAAACUCUUCGGGGCAGCCGAAGUUCAGCGCUUCAACAGGGAUGUGGAUGAAACAAUCAGCUGGAUUAAGGAGAAAGGGCAGUUGAUGGCCUCCGAUGAUUUUGGCAGAGACUUAGCCAGUGUGCAGGCUUUAUUGCGUAAGCAUGAAGGUCUGGAAAGAGAUCUUGCAGCCCUGGAAGAUAAGGUUAAGGCCCUGUGUGCAGAAGCUGACCGUUUGCAGCAGUCUCACCCCAUAAACGCUUCUCAAAUUCAAGUGAAGCGGGAGGAGCUGAUUGCCAACUGGGAACAGAUCCGAACGCUGGCAGCAGAGCGGCACGCUCGCCUGAACGACUCCUACAGGCUGCAGCGCUUUCUUGCGGACUUCCGAGACCUCACCAGCUGGGUGACUGAGAUGAAGGCUCUGAUAAAUGCUGAUGAACUUGCCAAUGACGUGGCUGGAGCAGAAGCCCUUCUAGAUAGACAUCAGGAACAUAAGGGAGAAAUUGAUGCCCAUGAAGAUAGCUUCAAAUCUGCUGAUGAGUCUGGCCAGGCUUUGCUUGCUGCUGGGCACUACGCUUCUGAUGAAGUUAAAGAAAAGCUGACCAUCCUCUCAGAUGAAAGAUCUGCGUUGCUAGAGCUGUGGGAGCUUCGCAGGCAGCAGUAUGAACAGUGCAUGGACCUGCAGCUUUUCUACAGAGAUACUGAACAAGUUGACAACUGGAUGAGCAAACAAGAAGCAUUUCUGCUGAAUGAAGACCUUGGUGAUUCUCUGGAUAGCGUGGAGGCUCUUCUAAAGAAGCAUGAAGAUUUUGAGAAGUCCCUAAGUGCCCAAGAGGAGAAAAUCACAGCAUUGGAUGAGUUUGCUACUAAAUUGAUUCAGAACAACCAUUAUGCCAUGGAUGAUGUUGCUACACGCAGAGAUGCUCUGCUGAGCCGCCGAAAUGCCCUUCAUGAAAGAGCCAUGUACCGCCGUGCUCAACUGGCAGAUUCUUUCCAUCUGCAGCAGUUUUUCCGAGACUCUGAUGAGCUGAAGAGUUGGGUUAAUGAAAAAAUGAAAACUGCAACAGAUGAGGCAUACAAGGAUCCAUCAAACUUGCAAGGUAAAGUUCAGAAACAUCAGGCUUUUGAAGCAGAGCUUUCUGCUAACCAGAGUCGUAUUGAUGCACUGGAGAAAGCUGGCCAGAAGCUGAUCGAUGUCAAUCACUACGCAUCCGAUGAAGUGGCAGCUCGUAUGAAUGAAGUUAUCAGCUUGUGGAAAAAACUUCUGGAGGCCACUGAGCUCAAAGGUAUAAAACUGCGUGAAGCCAAUCAGCAGCAGCAGUUUAAUCGCAAUGUGGAAGACAUUGAGCUGUGGCUGUAUGAAGUAGAGGGACACUUGGCUUCUGAUGAUUAUGGAAAAGAUCUUACUAAUGUUCAGAACCUUCAGAAGAAACAUGCCCUGCUAGAGGCAGAUGUUGCUGCCCAUCAGGAUCGUAUAGAUGGCAUUACCAUCCAGGCACGCCAGUUCCAAGAUGCUGGGCACUUUGAUGCUGACAAUAUCAAGAAGAAACAAGAAGCUUUAGUAGCUCGUUAUGAAGCUCUGAAGGAUCCUAUGGUUGCUCGCAAGCAGAAACUUGCAGAUUCUCUUCGCCUGCAGCAGCUUUUCCGUGAUAUUGAGGAUGAAGAGACUUGGAUUAGGGAAAAAGAACCUAUUGCAGCUUCAACAAACCGAGGCAAGGACUUAAUUGGUGUCCAGAAUCUGCUAAAGAAGCACCAGGCUUUGCAGGCAGAAAUUGCAGGCCAUGAGCCCCGCAUUAAAGCAGUCACACAGAAGGGAAAUGCUAUGGUGGAAGAGGGACAUUUUGCAGCUGAGGAUGUGAAAAUCAAAUUGAAUGAGCUAAACCAAAAAUGGGACUCUCUGAAAGCUAAAGCAUCUCAGCGUCGACAAGACUUAGAGGAUUCCCUGCAGGCUCAGCAGUAUUUUGCUGACGCUAACGAGGCAGAAUCCUGGAUGAGGGAAAAGGAGCCCAUUGUAGGCAGCACAGACUAUGGAAAAGAUGAAGACUCUGCUGAGGCUCUUCUGAAGAAACAUGAAGCUUUGAUGUCUGAUCUUUCCGCUUACGGCAGUAGCAUACAGGCGUUACGGGAACAGGCCCAGUCAUGCAGGCAACAAGUUGCUCCCACAGACGAUGAAACUGGAAAAGAGCUUGUUCUGGCACUCUAUGAUUACCAAGAGAAGAGUCCCCGGGAGGUGACUAUGAAAAAGGGAGAUAUCCUCACCUUACUCAACAGCACCAACAAGGACUGGUGGAAGGUUGAAGUUAAUGACCGUCAGGGCUUUGUACCAGCUGCCUAUGUGAAAAAACUAGAUCCUGCCCAGUCUGCAUCCCGAGAGAAUUUGCUGGAAGAGCAAGGCAGCAUAGCAUUGCGGCAGGAGCAAAUUGACAACCAGACUCUCAUAACUAAGGAAGUCGGCAGUGUAUCUCUGCGUAUGAAACAGGUCGAAGAACUGUAUCACUCUCUUCUUGAGCUGGGAGAAAAACGUAAAGGCAUGCUAGAAAAAAGCUGCAAAAAAUUUAUGCUUUUCCGUGAAGCUAAUGAGCUUCAACAGUGGAUUAAUGAGAAGGAAGCUGCACUCACAAAUGAGGAAGUGGGUGCUGACCUGGAGCAGGUUGAGGUGCUACAGAAGAAAUUUGAUGAUUUUCAGAAGGAUUUAAAAGCUAACGAGUCACGUCUGAAGGACAUAAACAAGGUUGCGAGUGACCUGGAGUCAGAAGGGUUGAUGGCAGAUGAAGUGCAAGCAGUACAGCAACAGGAAGUCUAUGGUAUGAUGCCCAGGGAUGAAACUGACUCUAAGACAGCCUCUCCUUGGAAGUCGGCACGUAUGAUGGUACACACAGUGGCAACCUUUAACUCAAUCAAGGAGCUGAAUGAACGCUGGAGAUCUCUGCAGCAGUUGGCAGAGGAACGAAGCCAGCUGUUGGGCAGUGCCCACGAAGUCCAGAGAUUCCACAGAGAUGCUGAUGAAACAAAAGAAUGGAUAGAGGAGAAGAAUCAAGCAUUAAAUACAGACAACUAUGGACAUGACUUGGCCAGUGUGCAGGCUCUGCAGCGCAAACACGAAGGCUUUGAGAGAGACUUGGCAGCUCUUGGAGACAAGGUGAAUUCUCUUGGUGAAACUGCCCAGCGCCUGAUCCAGUCACAUCCAGAAUCUGCUGAAGAUCUCCAGGAGAAAUGUACUGAGUUGAACCAGGCUUGGAAUAGUCUGGGAAAACGCGCUGACCAGCGCAAAGAGAAGCUUGGAGAUUCUCACGACCUGCAGCGUUUCCUCAGUGACUUCAGGGACCUUAUGUCUUGGAUCAAUGGAAUCCGGGGCCUGGUCUCCUCAGAUGAACUUGCAAAGGAUGUGACCGGAGCCGAAGCUUUAUUGGAAAGGCAUCAGGAACACCGCACGGAAAUAGAUGCAAGAGCUGGCACCUUCCAGGCAUUUGAACAGUUUGGGCAACAACUUCUGGCUCACGGACACUAUGCCAGCCCAGAGAUCAAGGAGAAACUGGAUAUUCUAGAUCAAGAACGAACAGACCUGGAGAAGGCCUGGGUCCAGCGCAGAAUGAUGCUAGACCAGUGCCUAGAACUACAGCUGUUUCAUCGGGACUGUGAACAAGCUGAAAACUGGAUGGCUGCCCGAGAGGCUUUCCUGAAUACAGAAGAUAAAGGAGAUUCCUUAGACAGCGUGGAGGCUCUCAUCAAGAAACAUGAAGAUUUUGAUAAGGCAAUCAACGUCCAGGAAGAGAAAAUUGCUGUCUUACAGUCCUUUGCUGACCAGCUGAUCUCUGCUGAUCACUACGCGAAAGGAGUCAUUGCGAACAGGCGCAAUGAGGUUCUGGACAGAUGGCUUCGUCUGAAAGCGCAAAUGAUUGAGAAGAGGUCGAAGCUGGGAGAGUCUCAGACGCUCCAGCAGUUCAGUCGUGAUGUGGAUGAAAUAGAAGCUUGGAUCAGUGAAAAGCUCCAGACUGCAAGUGAUGAGUCGUAUAAGGAUCCUACAAAUAUCCAGCUUUCCAAACUGCUGAGCAAGCACCAGAAGCACCAGGCCUUUGAAGCUGAGCUCCACGCCAACGCCGAUCGCAUCCGCGGGGUCAUCGACAUGGGGAACUCGCUGAUCGAAAGAGGAGCCUGUGCCGGCAGCGAGGAUGCUGUGAAGGCACGCCUGGCUGCACUGGCUGACCAGUGGCAGUUCCUGGUACAGAAAUCAGCAGAGAAGAGUCAGAAACUGAAGGAAGCUAAUAAGCAACAGAAUUUUAAUACUGGAAUUAAGGACUUUGAUUUCUGGCUUUCAGAGGUGGAGGCUUUGUUGGCAUCUGAAGACUAUGGGAAGGACUUGGCAUCAGUUAACAACCUUCUGAAGAAACACCAGUUACUGGAAGCUGAUAUAUCUGCUCAUGAGGACCGUCUGAAGGACCUGAACAGUCAGGCUGACAGUCUGAUGACCAGCAGCGCUUUCGAUACGUCCCAAGUAAAGGACAAACGUGAGACCAUUAACGGGCGCUUCCAGAGGAUUAAGAGCAUGGCAGCUGCUCGCCGGGCAAAGCUCAACGAGUCCCACCGUUUGCAUCAGUUCUUCCGCGAUAUGGAUGAUGAGGAGUCCUGGAUCAAAGAGAAGAAACUGUUGGUUAGCUCAGAGGACUAUGGCAGAGACCUCACCGGUGUGCAGAACCUCAGGAAGAAACACAAGCGCUUAGAAGCAGAAUUAGCUGCCCAUGAACCUGCUAUCCAGGUACCUUACAGGGGUCAGCGUCUGGAGGAGUCUCUGGAGUACCAGCAGUUCGUAGCAAACGUUGAGGAAGAAGAAGCCUGGAUCAAUGAGAAGAUGACAUUAGUAGCCAGUGAGGAUUAUGGAGACACCCUCGCUGCCAUCCAGGGCUUGCUGAAAAAGCAUGAAGCGUUUGAGACUGAUUUUACUGUCCACAAAGACAGAGUGAACGAUGUUUGUACUAACGGAGAGGAUCUCAUUAAAAAGAACAAUCACCAUGAGGAGAACAUUACUGCAAAGAUGAAGGGCCUCAGAGGCAAGGUGUCAGAUCUGGAGAAAGCAGCAGCUCAGAGGAAAGCCAAAUUGGAUGAGAACUCUGCCUUCCUCCAGUUCAACUGGAAAGCAGACGUAGUGGAGUCGUGGAUAGGUGAGAAGGAAAACAGUCUGAAGACAGAUGAUUAUGGACGUGACCUCUCUUCUGUACAAACGCUGCUCACCAAACAGGAAACUUUUGACGCUGGACUCCAGGCUUUCCAGCAGGAGGGAAUUGCAAACAUCACUGCGCUGAAAGACCAGCUCCUGGCAGCCAAACACAUCCAGUCAAAGGCCAUUGAGGCUCGGCACGCGUCCCUGAUGAAACGCUGGAAUCAGCUGCUUGCUAAUUCUGCUGCCAGGAAAAAGAAACUCCUGGAGGCUCAGGAGCAUUUCAGAAAGGUUGAGGAUCUGUUCCUGACUUUUGCUAAGAAGGCAUCUGCCUUCAACAGUUGGUUUGAGAAUGCUGAGGAGGACCUGACAGAUCCCGUGCGCUGUAACUCGCUGGAAGAAAUCAAAGCGCUGCGAGAAGCUCACGACGCUUUCCGUUCCUCACUCAGCUCUGCCCAGGCUGACUUCAACCAGCUGGCAGAGCUCGAUCGCCAGAUCAAGAGCUUCCGUGUGGCCUCCAACCCAUACACGUGGUUUACUAUGGAGGCUCUUGAAGAAACCUGGAGGAAUCUGCAGAAAAUUAUCAAGGAACGUGAAUUGGAGCUGCAGAAGGAACAGCGAAGGCAGGAAGAAAAUGACAAACUGCGGCAGGAGUUUGCUCAGCAUGCCAAUGCUUUCCACCAGUGGAUCCAGGAGACCAGGUACAGUGUGUCUUCCCAGGAGCUGCCCUUGGAGAAUUUUUUAGCCAAUAUUUGUAUCCACCCUCCAUCUCUUUGGUCUCUCUGAGUUGUAAAUGUCUCCUGCUGGAAAACAGUUACUCAGGACUUGUUCAGUUCCUGCAGCUGGGAUUUGAGGGAGGCCCCAUUAGCCACAGGGAGGAGGAGAGCCCCAAAACACCAGACUUCAAAAAUGUUUCUGCUUCUGAAUGAAUUUUCCUGCAGUAAUUCCAGUUAUCCAGGACUUCAGUCUUCUCUAGUUGCUCCUGAACUAGUCUGCAGUUCAGCUGGGGGUGG
This is a messenger RNA of Calidris pugnax (ruff), 7053 nucleotides long. RefSeq names its product spectrin alpha chain, non-erythrocytic 1. Gene Ontology annotation, molecular function: actin filament binding. Bases 59 to 6826 code for a protein of 2255 amino acids. Gene Ontology annotation, biological process: actin cytoskeleton organization. NCBI's taxonomy places the organism in Eukaryota, Metazoa, Chordata, Aves, Charadriiformes, Scolopacidae. The record is from RefSeq and is a predicted model, not a curated record. Gene Ontology annotation, cellular component: cell junction; plasma membrane; cell projection. The transcript is spliced from 51 exons.